GCAGCAGAAAAGUAACAGACACAUGGAUUUAGCAGUUAUUUAGUAUAAUUAUAAUAUAUAUUUGAAUAUGAUAUGCUGUAGAAAGCUAAGAAAAGGAAAAGUGAAGAUUUGCGGCUAUAGAAAACCGAAGGCGGACAUACUGAGACAUGUCUCCUGCUGAGAGGCUCAAGGUGCUCCUCUUCUUGGCUCUGUUCUUCGGGGCGACAGGAUUUCUGUUCACACUGCUGUCCUGCGGGACAGAGUACUGGCUGCUGGCAGCCGAGUCCUGCAGCGGGCCGGAGGAAGCCUAUGGAGGAGGUGGCCUGAGAGAGGGCAAGAGCAGCACCGAGGUUAAGGAGGGUGUGAGGAUCUUCCACGAGGGCCUGUUUUGGCGCUGCGCUUUCAUGGCUGUUUUAAAUGAACACUCUAUCUGGGACCUUUGGAUCACAAAUCAGCCCCCAUCAAAGGUCUGCCAUGCCGCUUUCCUCUUCCCGUUUCCUGUUAAUGAGCAAUCAUGGCUGGAGCCACACCGCUUCCCCACACAACCGUAUGAGCAUUCCUCUGCCAUCGUUUUUAGGACCUUCUGGAGCAUCUUCCUCACCACAGGCUUGGCGGCUGUCUUCAUAAGUGUAUUUGUGGUCAUCUGUGCCGGUCCACUGACCAAUUACAGACUCUAUACAGUGGGUGGGGCCCUUCUGCUCUGUGGCGGGCUGUGUCUGCUGGCAGUGAUGGUGAUGUAUCUGAUGUGGGUCCAGGUCCUGGACCCUCUGGAGCAGUUUGCCCACCAUCAGAGAGUCUCCACCUGCCCCUCCUUCCACCUCAGCAUCCAGCUCGGUCCUUCAUUUCUCCUCGCUCCGGUCGCUGUCUUCUUCUGCCUGCUGGCCGGCCUGCUCUUCAUCCUGAUUGGCCGAAGCAUACAGGAGACACAGCUAGAUAAGAUAAAGAAAGUUCCGGUUAAUCAAGUGCCAUGGUGCCAAUAUCACCCAAACUAAAUAUGGCAAAGUGGAUCAGUGGUUUGCACUUCUGCCUCACAUCAAGUUGGCACUGCAGAGUUUGAUCCCCGGUCCAGGCAG
Etheostoma cragini (Arkansas darter) is the source of this 1052-nucleotide messenger RNA. Its product is annotated as transmembrane protein 182-like. Bases 147 to 971 code for a protein of 274 amino acids. The record is from RefSeq and is a predicted model, not a curated record. Lineage: Eukaryota; Metazoa; Chordata; Actinopteri; Perciformes; Percidae. The transcript is spliced from 5 exons. Gene Ontology annotation, cellular component: membrane.